Molecule: messenger RNA, 2649 nt
Organism: Letharia columbiana
Lineage: Eukaryota; Fungi; Ascomycota; Lecanoromycetes; Lecanorales; Parmeliaceae
Exons: 1
Coding region: 1-2649 (882 amino acids)
Source: RefSeq, a predicted model, not a curated record
AUGAACUGGACUGGGGGCGCCCUCUCACGCUCUCGCAACGCGAACGCCAAAGUCUCUCUCUCCGUCAAACAGAAGAAUCAUUUUGCCAAAGCCCGCGUCAAUUUGCAGAAUGGACAGCGACCAUCUCCGCCACAGAUUCAGUACUUUGACUUUGGAGAGUGGAAGCUUGAGAAUGGAGUACAUGAUGACCGACGUUCAGGCCCCCCCAAAUGUAUGGUUUCCAGCCAGAGAACGCUGGAUCAAUUUGAGAACGUCCAAGGUGUGGUGAGGAAGUUGCAAACUCUCCGGCCAAGGAAUGAGGGAAACAAAAGAAAGCGUUCCCUCAUCAACGACACCGAAGGUCAUGUACUACCGAGCGGUAUUGCUAUUCCUCCAAUCUCGCCUUCCAUCAUCAGCUCACGUCGUCCCUCGAGGUCCUCUCCAAUCCAAACUGAACCCAUUGCAAAACGAACUUCGAAGCGACCUCGAACCCCAACGCCCUCUACGAGCGAUGAACUAGAUCCUCUAGAAGUCGUUGACAGUGUGGAAGCUAAGCGAGGCAAGCUCCUUCAAGAGAGCGACUGGGUCGGCGUUGAAAGGCAGAGACGUAUGUCAAAGCCCGUCAAGAUGAAAUUCACGGACGCCAAAGAUCGAGAUCUCAUAGGCAGACGUCGCCCUUUGAACGGCAGCGCCGUUCAAAACCGCUGGAAUGGGCAGAAUUCAAGACGAAUGGAGGCACCGCUAAUGGCAUCUUACUCCGAGAAACCGCGAGGUCAACAUCGAGGGUUUGCGGAAGAGUAUUGGAGCGCAGAAGGAGUGAGUAUACGGAUUGGCUCAACAGCCAUGAAUACGGGACCAAUUUUAGAUGAGAUGCUCGAUUGCUACCAGUCUCCAGGGCCAGUACAAGGCUCUUCACACUCGGCAAGUUCAUUCAAAUACGACAAUACAGGACCUACACCGAAGCCUCAACAUCAGAGAGGCGAAUCUACCGCCCCCUCAAGUUUCAGAAACGAGUCUUCGGAGCCCUUCCGUAGUCUCUUCAGUCCAGAGGAGGUCAAGCCUUCGGGUAUAGCCCAGUUGGUGGAAGCCGCGACUAUCGCUGACAAUGAUAAUGCUCCCCUCGCUGAGGAUGAGCUACAAUUACCAGAGGACUACCAUCUUCCGGAGCCUAAACCAGGGUUUCGCUUGGUCUUUGAGCAGACGCCUCAGCCUCGUGGUUGGACCUCAGAGCUAAACCAUAGGAGUAGUCCGAUCGUGCGCGAUUUCGCUCUCACUAAGGGGCGACUUCCAGGGGCUGCGACUGAGCAAUCGGCACAUCCAGAAGAUCUCAACGUGCUUGGAGAGCAGAUAGCUGAAUACGCCCCAGUUGAGGAUGCAAAAUCAUGUACGUCUCCGCUCAGCAUUGCAACGUCUCGAUACAUGCAAGGACUCGAGAAUCAAAGCUAUGGGUCCGGAGGUCGAAGACCCUUCGCAAUGAACAUGGCCGAUAAAGUAGCUACCACGAGAGACCAACCUGCGGCGAACAUGAACAAGGCUGAGGGACAGCGAGGGACAACCGGAGAUCGAAAGCGAAAGACUUCCGUACAGCCCGAUGAAAUUCAAGACAAGGAAAAUGUUGAGCCAACUGAGGGCGAAGGCGAGAUCUGGCGGAGCUUGAUCAACCUCGACGACAUUAGUGACUUUCAGUCGAGGCAAGAGCAGCCUCCCAGCACGCAUACCCCCCAGGCAACAGCAGGAGCUUUAGCGAACGAACAGCAAGUUCUAGAUCAAGCUUCUCGAAAGUCCAAUGCGCAGAACGCUCCACCUGACGAUGAAACGAUAUGGCGGAAUUUCAUAUUCAGCGACUCUGGCCCCAACGACGAGUGGGUCAUCGAAGAAGCAAGCCCCCAAUCUUCACCAGACAACGACAUCUCGACCUACGAUCCCGCACGCACCCAGCCCUCCAUGGUCGCCGAAGCGGCCACCAGCCCCGUGAAGCAGAACCCACAUCUGAUGGACGAAAUGCGCGACGAUUCUCCGCCGGUUCUAGACAACGCAUCGCGUCACGCCAACGCAUCGUCGAGCUCGACCCGGAGCCUUGGUAUCUCUUCUAGCACGCCCCAGCAAGUCCUGCACUCAUCAGCAUCACCCCGCCGAUCCUCCGUCCUGGCAACAGCGUCAUCCCCAGCCACCCACGACAGCCAAAGCCACUCCAGCGAUCUAUACCUUCCAGAUAGACAUCAUCGAAUCUCCAACCCUUCCUCCCUAAUCGCCGAAGCAUCCUCUUCCCUCCCCACGCACGUAAUCCGACCCCUCUCCCCCACCCGCGCCACCCACAACCCCUCCCCCUCCUCCGACGACGACGAACUAGCCUGGACACCGUCUCGCUUCCCCGGCCCUGCAGCAAAGGAGAAGGUGGUCUUCAAGAGACCAUCUCGCUACGUGGGGCAGAGGGCGGGUGCUCGGCCUGAGCCCGUGCACCUGGGCAGGAACGUCAAUGAUUCUAAGAAGACGAAAAAGACGAAGACGAAGACGAAGACGAUGAGUUUGGCGGAAGCGGUGGAGCGUGCGAAGGGGAAGAUGGGUCGGAAGAAGGGUAACGGUGGAAGGGAUGUGGGACACGGAGGCGAGGAGGCGGGGGAGUUGGGCGUGGAUGAUGAUGAUGAUGAUGAUGAUAUCGUCGACGACUGA